AUGCCCCGGGAUGGUCUUACGACCAUCCCGGGGAAUCAGAAUGCUGCAAGUUCCAAUUCACCGUUAGCAGCAGCAGCAGCAUCGAAGCAUUUGCCUCUUGAUAACCCUUUUUUGGGACAAUCGCUGCCUUCUGCUGAGGCAUGCAGCAGCAGCAGCAGCAGCCCCACCAGCACGAAGGAGCAAGAUGCUUGCUUCCGCAGCAGCAGCAGCAGCCUGGCAGAAGCCAUCAAUGGCAGCAACAGCUGCAACAACUUUCUCAUGGGCAGCGGCACCCUGACUACCUGGGCAGUGGGUAGCUGCGCUGUUGGAGGGCGCCAGAGCAGCAACAGCAGCAGCAGCAACGGCAGCAAAAUGAAGAAUGACUCAACAGUUGGCAAAGGAGAGGAUAGCAGCGGCUUUGCGUGUAUGCAACAGGAGCAGGAGCAGCAGCAGUUGGGGCUACCACGCCGAACUUGCAUGCUUCCUCCCUUAUUUCUUUUAAACCAGCUGAUUAUUGGACACGCACCUGACGCUCAGGAGCUGCAACAGGGACGGGAGCAGCAGCAACAAAAGCAACAACGACAGCAGCACCAACCGCAGCAGCAGCCAGAGGCCGAAAAGGGAGGUACUGAUACUCGCGGAGACAGGCUCAACAGCAGUAACAGCAAAUCACAAAAGCCCUCUCCAGUGGAGGAGUCCCUUGUAGGAUCGUCUCUCAGCAGCAGCAACAACAUAAGAGCAGCCACCGAGACAACACCAGAGGCAGCGCUGCCACGGACUGCAACACCCGAAGAAGAUGUGGCGCGCGGACGUGGCCUGGAAGCCGUUGGAUCUGCUGCUGUUGGUGCUGCAGUUGCUGCAGACGGGGACGCAGAGCUGGAGGCGUUGCUGCAGCGUCUACAGAUUGUGUCAGCGGGCGAUCGGCCUACCCCUCGUAACAGCAGCAGAGUUCCUUCUCUCACCUCUAGCAAGUGCGUUGCUGUUGCCACUGCUUCUGCGCUUCGUGCGGUACCCUCCCAGGGUGGAAACGCCCAAGGAGCUCACCGGCAACAGCUACUGCAGCAGCAGCUACCACAAGUACAGCAGCAAUCUCUCCACAAUGCUGAGGUAGAGGAGGCGUUAGAAGACACUCCUUCGGAUGCUGUCCUUUGCAGGUCCAGUAGCAGCACGGAACUGACGCUGCCUAUGCACUUGAGAGAAGAUACUUUAGGGGCUUCGGGAAGCUUCGGAAGCAACUGCGUGCAGCAGCAACAUGGACUUGCUUGCGCGCGUUCAGGAGCCGCAGCAGCAGCAGCAGCAGCUGCUGCUGCUGCUGAGGGGUCAAUGCUACCGCCUCUGGAUGAGGUCCCCACAGCGGGACAAGAGGCCGAAAGCUCGGAAGACGAAUCUUCUGUUGCUGAUGCAGCGAACAAAUGCGAAUCUGGAGCGGCUGCAGCAACAGCAGCAACAACAGCAGUAGCAGCAGCAGCAUCAGCAGCACAGGAGGCAGGAGCAGCAGAACUGAAUGCCACCGAGGCGUCAGGUCCUAGUGCUUUCCGGAAUGCGAGAGUGGAUACUGCACAAGCCAGUGCAGCAGCGGCAGCAGCUGCAGGAGCAUGCAAGGUGGCAGGUUCAGAAGCAGCAGCUGCAGCAGCCGCAGCAAAGGAACGUCUCAUUGCUCGCCUACGGUUAUUUAAAAAUGGAUUCCCCCCCAAGCUGCGGUGCCGUAUUUGGCUGGCACUGCUUGAAGUGGAGGACUUAGGGCCGCUGCAGCAGCAGCAUCUCUCAAGCCUCAUUGCUCAGACACCCCUAGACGAGCCAAACCAAAGGGUCAUUAAGAGCGAUGUAGAACGGACGCGCGCGCGGCUGGCGGUGUUUAGGGAGGCGAAAACGCGAAAGCUGAUGGAACAGAUGCUGACAUAUUACUGCAAAUCGCAUGCGCUGAAGUAUAAGCAGGGCCUCAACGAGCUCCUCGGUAAGGAUCCACUGUUGCAGCUGCACAAGAAGCAGCAGCAGCAGCUGAGGAGCACAAGGAGCGCAGGCUGCUCUCGUGUAGGCGCUGCAGGCUGGAAGCAACCGGAAGAGGACUUGCGCAGAGUUGCUGAGCUCCCUUUCUGUAUUUGGGGGCAUCAGAAGGAGGCUUCGAGACUUGGGAGGUGUACUGCUGUUUUGUGGCAUUUGUUGGGAGAUUUCUGCCUGGAGAGGCACUUUGCGACUCCGGAGUUGUAUGUGACGCCCUGGUUUUUAACUUUGUUUUCGUCAAAGGUGCAGCUGCCGGUAUUGUUUGUAUUAUGGGAUUGGCUAAUGUUGGAACGCGACAGCGUCUUCUUCUGCUUUAUUUCCCUUGCAAUCCUUAUCAGCAACAGACGACUGCUGCUCCGCACUGAGGUAUCCCAGCUGCCAGAGACGCUGAGCAAACUCUCCAUAAACUCCGUCCCAGAACUUGCGCUUUUGUGGCGCCUUGCACAGGACCUCCGCAAUCAGACGCCUCUCAGCUUCUCGUACAGUUUUUGCGCGUCACAGACAGGAAGCACGGAUCAUCACAUACAGCCUUUGCAGCCGAUGGAGUCUGAACGGGUUUUCUUUAUGUUGCCCCAGGAAGUACUCAACCACGCUUACGGCCGUACGUCGGCGCCUCUUUUCCCUCCGUGUGAAACCGUUGGGUUCCGUGGAUACUGCACCAGCGUGGGCUCAACUACAGCGGCAGCUGCAUCAGGAGCGGCAGCAGCUUGUGCUGCAGAUGCAUGCACUGGUUCGCAGUGGACGAGAGAAGACUCGGUUGUAGGGCGCAGUCCUACUUGGAAGCUCCUGCUUCUGGAUUUGAGGCCUCAGUGGCUCUUCGAGGGUGGGCGGCUGCCCCCAGCCAUUCACGUUGAUGCGCUAGGGGACUGGAAACAAACGCUACCUGCUCUCGUGGGCGCCAUCGAUCCCUCAACGACAGCAGCAACGACGGCCGUGGACGGCAGCGGCGGCGGCAGCCCGUCUGUGGGGAGUUCUCCGGGAAGCAGAGCAGCACGUGAAGACGUCGAUAGGCAGAGACUGCAGCGGCGGCGAGCCACGCGCCUGCUGCGCUCGCUGAAGUGGAAAGGUUCCCCUGGGGAUUCCCGUUCCUCAUCAUCUGCUGGGGGCGUUGGAUCUGCAUCAUCUGCAGCAGCAGCAACAGCAGCUGGGGCAGCUACGGCAGCCGUCAGGGGGGCCCACGCAGGCCGACCUUCGCGAGCUUCGUCCGUUGCUGCUGUGAACGUGGUAUCGUCGCAAACCGCAUUAGCAACAACACGACGGGGGUCCACAAAUUCCCAGUCCUCAAGGGUUGAGAUGCAGCAGCGCAAGCAGCACACAGCAACAUCAGCAGCAGUGGCCCGGCCCCCCCACCGUCGCUGCAUGUCAGAGCCGUUUCCUCGGGGAGAUGUCAGCCCUGCCUGGUGGCUGCGUAACUCGUCCUCUGAGGGUGCGGCAGCAGGAGCAGAAGGGUUUCCCCCGCCUUUGACUACCGCUUGUAGUUGCCUGGAGACUGCAAUCGUGCAGCCUCUGUGUCAGGCAGAGGGGUCGCAUUGGAGGGUUCCCUCAGUCUUGCGCUGCAGCAGCAGCAACGCUCAGCAGCAGCCAACGUCUGUGCCGGCGUUUUUGACUGCACCAAACGACGGAGAUGAAGUGGAAGCAGGAGCAGCGGCGACAGCAAAGCCGAAUAAGAUGCACCUGGAUAUACGGCGUGGGUCGCACCUCGUAGGGAAGCAGCUACAGGAAAAGAGGCAACAGAGACAGGAGCAUCAGCAGGAGUUGCAGUAUCAAGAAGAGGACAAAGAAAAGUGCGAGGACGGCGCGAGUGUGCAGGGGUCUCGUCCAGGCGACGGCGCCUUGCCACAAACAGACGAGCACCAGACAGUGAGCACUGCAACAAGAAAGAGUAGCGCUGAUUGCGUUGGAAAAGCUGCGGCAUACGGCAGCGGCUGCACCAGUGGUGGGGCAUCCGAGACUGCGGGGGACAGAGCUGCAGACUUGGAUGUGUUUUGCUGCACCUCGUUGACCCCGGAGGAGAAUCGAAAGGCCUUCGGCUUGCACCAGCUGCAGGUGCCUUCUCACCAUGUCUGCCUCCUCACGGAGGAUGGCACGCUUGACGCAAACGCUGCAGAGAUAUACCACUUCUUAACGGAAGAGAUGGCGCUGAGGUGGGUCUCCUUUGUCCGUGGUGGAUACGUCGCGUGUCAUUGGCUGGCAAUGCAGCAGCAGCUCGAGCUGGUGGACCACAUGACGAGCACGUGCUCUUUCUGCUCCGCGGAGGCCCGGCAACAGCAGCAACGCCUUGAGGAGCAGCAGCAGCAGCAGCAUUCGGCUCGCCGAGGCAGUCGUCAUUCUGUUUUGUCUCGAGCAUGGAGUUCGUCUUCUCUCUCAUCAGAUGUUAACUCUUCCGCCUCGACGACGCCUUUUAACUUCCCUCCUCUGGCUUCGUCCCCGUCAAUUAACAUCGUUCGCAUGCAGCACCAGCAUCAACAGCACCAGCAGCACCACCAGCAACGGCAGCAACAGCAGCAGGUAAGGAGCAACAGCACGUCCAGGCCAAGCGGUGCUCAGGGCCUUAACUUGGGGGGUAUUUUAGGCGCCUGGCGGCGGCUGUCCAGCGCGAAGUCUCCACGGGGCUUUUCUUCCAAAGGGAGGAAAUCAGCAGUAGCGACAGCAGAAGCAGCAGCUGCAACAGUAGCAGCAAGCUUGUCAGAAGCAGUAACGCAUGCAGUCAUGGAUCGUACGCCAGAAUCGGGCCCGUACCUUCCCAACUUAUGCGCAUUGUGCAGCAGCAGCUUCAGCAGUUGUAGCAGCAAAAGCAGCAGCACCCGCAGCAGCGGUUUGAUCCCUGCCUUCGCGCCUCAGGAAUGCAGCCCGUUGCCCCUGCAGCAACGGUGGCCCAGCGACGGCGAUAGUAGCAAAGGGUGCCUGUCUUGUGGGUCUCCUCUGCCUGCGAGCGGAUGGUCUGCUGCUGCCUCUCCAGCGGGAGAUCGUUCUACUGCUACCGUUGCUUCUGACGAAAAGCUGCCACCCCAGCUGCCUUUUCAGCGCUGGGCAUCUUUGCUCUCCUUGCCAACGCACCGUCUUGUGCUACUGAGGGUUCCUCGCUAUGCCCUGCAAGUGUUCUUAGGGUCUUCGGAUGUGAGGAGCUUCCCUUGUUAUAUAGAGGCCGUGUUGCAGCCACCGUUGCAUCUACUGCUGCAGCGGCAGCACACUGCCGCCGCUGCAGCAUCUGGUGGAUGUGAGCAAAGCUCCAGCGAAGCCCUGCCGCCAAUUUUGUCCGAGGCACGUAGCGCAGCAUCCCAUAUAAGCAGGAACAUGGCUGCAGAAGCUAGCCAAAGCCGAGAAGGCUAUUUGCCUUCCCUUGCGCAGCUUUCCAGUAUCGCCCCUCGCGCUGCUGCUUCAGAGUCGUUACUGGGGGGAGCAGCGCCUCUGACUGCUCGUUCUCUGUCGCUGUUGCUUCAGUGGCACUCCUCCUCAGCCUCCCCUAUCUGCAAUGGCACCGACAGCCAGCAGAACGCCUGCGCCCAGCAGCAGCAGCUGGUGAGUCGCGGGGGUUCCCACGGCUUGCUAACCAAGCGCAGUAGCAGUGGAAGCGGGCCUGGCUGUGACGGGUCAGCAGCUUCGUCGAUGCCUGUGGCGGAGGGUUACGAACACUUGUCGUCCUGGCUCUUCAACGCUCCAGACAGGAGACUUUGUGAAGUAGUAGUGACUCCCGACCGCCUCGUGCUCGUCAGUGGCGUGCAGCAGCAGCAGAUGCUGAUGCUGCAACGGAAGCAGGACCACCAGCAGCAAGGAAAUGAAGGAGUAAUAGGCAUCACGAAGCUCGCACGGUGGCCUGAGGAAAGUCCCAGAGGUGCAGAUGAAUUUGAGGGCGCCGCACAGUGGCGGCUUAUUGCUGACCUCUUGGGUCUCCCCCCUCCGUGGCAGCUAAAGGCUCAGCAGCAGCAGGAGCAGGAGGAACCUCCACGGGACUCCCAGCAGCAGCACCACCAACACCAGCAAACGCUGCUUCAGCAGCAACAGGAUGACUCUGUUGAUGUGUAUUCCUCAAUGGAACUGGCGGAGACCCACAAAAUAACGAGUAGGAAGAAUGAUGCAAGACUUUUAUGUUUUUACUUCAAUGCUACAAAGUCGCAGCCGCUGAUGGUUUUGAGGUUCCCGGAUGACAGCUCAGCGAAGGGCUGCAUUGCCCACGUCAAAAGUCAUGGCGUAGGCGUCAGCGUAAAUGCAACGGGACCAACAGGAGAGACCCAACGCCCCUCUCAACGGCCUCCCCCUCCUUAG
Messenger RNA from Eimeria maxima, 6243 nucleotides. RefSeq lists its product as hypothetical. Gene Ontology annotation, cellular component: trans-Golgi network. Gene Ontology annotation, biological process: retrograde transport, endosome to Golgi. The record is from RefSeq and is a predicted model, not a curated record. The transcript is spliced from 12 exons. Lineage: Eukaryota; Apicomplexa; Conoidasida; Eucoccidiorida; Eimeriidae. The coding region runs from base 1 to 6243 and encodes 2080 amino acids.